Messenger RNA from Anisakis simplex (herring worm), 1527 nucleotides. Lineage: Eukaryota; Metazoa; Nematoda; Chromadorea; Rhabditida; Anisakidae. The record is from the annotation of a GenBank genome assembly.
AUGUGGCGAAUUUCAAGGGCUUGUUGCUCAAGGCAUUUUCUCUCGUUGAAUGGCUGUUUGUAUUUGGCAUCGAGACGAUCGAAAUCGUUAAAUGCAUUCGCCGAAAAAGUUCUUUCUGAUUCAUUAACAUUUCGACACCGCGCCAGCAAAUUAUCUCGAGGAUCUUCCCUACCAUGGUUUUUGUACGAUGAGGGUGGAAUGAGCGUUCCAAUAUUUAUCAAACGACCUAAUAACGUUAACAGUGCACAUGUACCUGAUAUAACCGAUCAUUUUGGAUUGCUCUCGUUCAGCCAACCGUCAACAAGUAGAGAAUCGCCAUACUCAUUGGACGAAAACGUGACCUUUAUCCCGACCGUACUGGAUGAUUCUGCUGAGGAGUCACGUUUGGUUAACAGUCCUCAGGCUGGCUCAGAAGAUUCGAGUGCAGUGAUUGGUAAUGACUGCGAGAAUAUGAAUAUCUCGAAAAUAUUGGAACAGUUCCGUGAAGAAGUUCGUGAUGGCUUGAGUGACUCUGGUGCUAAUCUGUUUGAAUCGAGAAUACUCGAUGAAGAGAUCACGCAGCAGGCUCAUAGGUACAUCCUUCCGAAUUUCCGAAGGCACAAAUUUUUGCGAAAGUUGUUGCCACAUCGGGAUUAUGUGUUGAUCCGUAGAAGCAAGUAUGCUAAAAACUGCCGAUUGCGAUCCAGCAAUCAUCAGCACGUUGUGCCGAGGGUCACAGAAAGGCUUCAUGCAUCAUCCGUUGUCGCAUCCCAGUCAAACGCACGCAAUAUUUUAUUAUCAUCUGCUGAAAUGAACAGUCCAGUGUCUCAGCAAGCUAGCGAGGGAUCAUCAUCUCCAAAUGUAAACCAAUCCUCUGCUCCAAGGAGUGAGGAAUCUGAGAAAUCGGAAGAAUCUGAAAGAAAUGUCGAUCAAAAACAAGAGCCUGGCCAGUCUUCAGUGAGCAGGAUUAUGUUCGACCCAUUGGAGGUUCGGGUUGAGGAGAUUUCGGCUGCGCAAUUGAGGAAACUAACGAAACAAAAGGAUAUUGAAAAUUUACGCAUGAUGCUGAACGAACACCAUUGGCCACAUUUCGAGACAAUCAAGGAGUUCAUCUCCGAGCUAUUUGAAGUGUUCAUCGUGAAAGGAGUGAAUUGUGACGAAGUGAAACGGCUGAUGUGGGAUUUUGCAGCAACGAACAACCGCGCGUAUGUGCGUGACGUCGUGGUUGUUUCGUUAUUGGAGAGAAUCGUAAGGGAAGAAGGAAUAGAAGCGGCGAUCAGUUAUGCACGAUUGAAUAGGGAUAUGUUCCUUGUGAAAGCGCCGAUUGAAAGGCGAAGCAAAAAGUCGCUUCAGCGACUCACCGAAAAGCUUUUCGCGACUGUAUUCGAAUUCAGUAGCUCGGCAGCUAACUCGUCGGCUGAUCAAGUGAAGCAAGCAAAGAAACUUCAGGAUAUCCUGGUGGAGCUAGGAUAUGUGAAUGACUGUAGUGCUUUCUUGCUGGCAUCAGUUUCCAGCCAUUUGAAAAUGUUAAUUUUUUUUAUUUUUUGA